This is a messenger RNA of Drosophila arizonae, 1014 nucleotides long. RefSeq lists its product as uncharacterized. Lineage: Eukaryota; Metazoa; Arthropoda; Insecta; Diptera; Drosophilidae. The record is from RefSeq and is a predicted model, not a curated record.
GCAAAUUAUUACUUUAGAUGGCUUCGAAUUCAUCUAAAAAAAACAAAUCGUCUGGUUUACGCAUAUUGUGGAUACCAGGACGAAAAAGCAAUUCGAAAGGUCGAUUGAGUUCUACAAACAAACAGAUCUCGUAUUCGCCCACCCAAAAGAAAAGCGAGGUGUGGAGCUUGGGCGGCAGCAAGGCCCAAACUGAACUAAUUGACUUGCCCUCGCCAGAAAUAAGCGGUGCCUCGACUUCAUCAUCAUUGGCACUGCUAGGUGGCAUGUCAUCGACGCUUGUGAAGAGUGUAAAAGGCGAUUCGCUGAAUCGUAGUAAUAUAACAACGCCAGAUGACGCAAUAGCUGUAUCAGAAUGUGCCACAUUGCCAACAACUCCAAUCGCUGCAAUAACUCCUAAUUUAAAUAGUCCACUGUCGGAGCUGGCUCCGUCGACAGCCUCAACUGCGGCAAUGCCAUCCCCGAUUGUUGUCACAACAGUUGAAAUUCUUGAUUUACAUAGUAUUUUAAAUCCUGAUGAUUUGCCGAAGGUCCCAUCACUCGGCGAAACUGAUAUAUCAACUGCCGUUGGUUUAAAUAGUUCGGCAGGGACGACAGCUUCGAUAGCAACCAACUCAUCUCCCUUAGCCAAUUGCAAAGCCCACAACCAGACAGCUGUCAGGAACAGCUCACCCCAAAGGAGCAGAUACAGAAACCAUAACAAUAACCAGGAUGAUAUAAAUUCAAUUGAGAGUAUUUCUAGUUUUAAUAGAAAUCAAAUAUCUUCAAAUUUUGAAUGGAUUGAUGAAAUGGUGCACCAACGCAACUGCUCCGAACUGACGCAUAAAAACAAACGUAAAAAAUCUAAAAGAUCAGUCAUUAGCCAGGAAAUGGAUCAGUUAGAUGGCCGCGCAGUUAAGGAGAAACAUGAUACGAAAUCAAUGGCACCUUACGAUGAUAAUGAUGAAAAGGUAGUUAAAUGUCUCUACUAUUCGCUCAUGUGCUGCGACUGUACAAUAUCAUAGAUUUAGAAAUAAA